Messenger RNA from Neopsephotus bourkii (Bourke's parrot), 2226 nucleotides. It is a transcript of the gene NDNF, whose product is annotated as neuron derived neurotrophic factor. Gene Ontology annotation, molecular function: protein binding. Gene Ontology annotation, biological process: extracellular matrix organization. The coding region runs from base 2 to 1708 and encodes 568 amino acids. The record is from RefSeq and is a predicted model, not a curated record. NCBI's taxonomy places the organism in Eukaryota, Metazoa, Chordata, Aves, Psittaciformes, Psittacidae. The transcript has 3 exons.
GAUGCUCCUGCUGUGCUGCCCGCUGCUCCUGCUGCUGCUGCCGCUCAGCUCCAGGCCCCAGAAGUUACCUACCAGAGAUGAAGAGCUCUUCCAAAUGCAAAUCCGGGACAAGGCAUAUUUCCAUGAUUCGUCCAUCAUCCCAGACGGAGCUGAAAUUAGCAGUUACCUCUUCCGAGACACCCCUAAAAGGUAUUUCUUUGUGGUUGAAGAGGACAAUACUCCCUUAGCAGUGACAGUAACACCAUGCGAUGCCCCUCUGGAAUGGAAACUGAGUGUGCAAGAGCUCCCUGAGGAAGCUAGUGGAGAAGGUUCAGGUGAACCAGAGCCUCUUGAGCAACAGAAACAGCAGAUUACUAAUGAGGAAGGCACAGAGCUGUUCUCUUACAAAGGCAAUGAUGUUGAGUACUUUGUGUCCUCUAGUUCCCCAUCUGGUUUAUACCGACUAGAUCUGCUGUCGACAGAGAAAGAUACACAUUUUAAAGUGUAUGCAACCACUACUCCAGAGUCAGACCAAUCUUAUCCUGAAUUACCUUAUGAUCCCAGAAUCGACGUCACUUCUCUGGGACGUACAACAGUGACACUGGCAUGGAAACCAAGUCCUACUGCUUCCUUACUGAAACAGCCCAUUCAGUACUGCAUAGUUGUCAAUAAAGAACACAACUUCAAAAGCCUCUGUGCUGUUGAAGCCAAGCUCAGUUCUGAUGAUGCCUUUAUGAUGGCUCCAAAACCAGGUCUGGAUUUCAGUCCAUUUGACUUUGCCCAUUUUGGCUUCCCCUCAGACAACAAUUCUGGCAAAGAACACAAUUUCCUAAAACCGUCAUCAAAGUUUGGACACCCAACAUCCUCAAAGCCAAGAACUGACCUCCAUAAAGUUUGUAUUGGGAACAAGAACAUCUUCACAGUGUCUGACCUGAAGCCUGACACGCAGUACUACUUUGACAUGUUUGCAGUAAAUACCAACACUAACACGAGCACUGCAUACAUAGGCACCUUUGCCAGAACAAAGGAGGAGGCUAAACAGAAAACGGUUGAACUGAAGGACGGCAGAGUUACAGAUGUAUUCAUCAAGAGGAAGGGAGCCAAAUUUCUACAGUUUGCUCCCGUUUCAUCUCACCAGAAAGUCAUCUUCUCCAUUCAUUCAUGCCUGGAUGCUGUUCAGGUCCAGGUUAAAAGAGAUGGAAAACUUCUCUUGUCUCAGAAUGUGGAAGGUGUGCGGCAGUUCCAGCUUCGGGGAAAAGCAAAAGCCAAAUAUCUGAUUAGGCUGAAAGGAAGCAAAAAAGGUGCUUCUAUGCUGAAGGUCCUGGCUACAACAAGGCCUAACAAGCAGUUGUUUCCUUCUCUUCCUGAAGAUACACGAGUCAAAGCCUUUGACAAACUCCGCACGUGUUCUUCGGUCACAGUGGCGUGGCUGGGCACGCGAGAGAGAAACAAGUUCUGCAUCUACAAAAGGGAAGUGGAUGACAGUUACAAUGAAGAGCAGAAGAGAAGACAGCAGAACCAGUGCUUGGGCCCAGACAUGAGGAAGAAAUUGGAAAAGGUCCUCUGUAAAUACUUCCACAGCCAGAACAUCCAGAAAGCGGUAACCACAGAGACAAUCAGAGGCCUGCAGCCUGGCAAGUCCUACCUGCUGGAUGUAUAUGUGAUAGGGCACAGUGGGCACUCCGUGAAAUACCAGAGCAAACUGGUGAAAAUGAGGAAGUUCUGUUAGUGCCCCUGUACAUAGAAAUAUAUGGAACUCUGGUCUGAACUUUAUCCUACUUCGAAGUAUAUAGAUUAACUACUUGAACAGCUGAGAAGUUGUGACCUGUAUUUGUACUGUGUAGAAAAGAUAUCAACUUGUGUAUUUAUGUUUACAUAAGUAAUUGUUUGAAGGAACUGAGGUUGGGGGUCUCCAGUAGCACCUGGCAAUGGUAUUAUCAUGUGUCCAGUGACCCACAUGUGAUGCUGAGUAGAUGUCCAAGAUAGCAGGAAACCUUUAAGUGGCACUCCUUUGCUUCCAUAUUUCAUGAACUGCUUCCAAAUUAUUUUAUACUUCAAAGGCUGAAAUGCAUCAUUCAUCCACCUUGUUCCUCACACACAGAGCUCACAGAUGUACACCCUUUCUCUCAGCGUAGAUGGUAGUGUUUCUGUAAAUUAUUUUAUAGAGUCUUGUUUUAAAUGUUUAUGUUUCUAUGAUUGUAAACAAAUAAAAUCUCUCCCCAAUAAAGUACAAAUCUAAACUAUUAA